CUGGCGGCGGUCAUCGAGCUGCUGGAAGGCGCUUUCUACGGCUUGGACUUGCUGAAGCUGCACUCCGUCACAACGAAGCUGGUGGGCCGAGUGGACAAGCUGGAGGAGGAAAUGUCUAGAAAUCGCACGAAGGAGAGCAAGCGGAAGAGGCAAAAUGAGGACGAAAGCUUUCAGGAAACGGCCGUUGAGGACAAGAUGAAUUCUUCCAGCAGCAUCUCCGGCAACCUGGCGGACAUCCAGAGUUCGUUGCAGAGGGAUGCUGCCGCAGCCUAUACUCUGGCCGAGGAGAAAUACGACGAGGUUUUCCUGCACGACAGACUGGUGGCUCCGCCAGCGAGCUCUGCCAAAUCCUUGCACUACGCGCCCCCCGCUCUGGGGGCAGCCCCCCCAAAGUCAGCCUUGCCAAGGAAGCCUCGCCCCCCCGCCCAGCCGACCAUAAUCCGAGGAGUCACGUACUACAAGGCCAAAGAGGCCGAGCUGGAGAACCACCUCGAGGAACAAGACGAGACUUUCAGUGGCGACCCCAUAGAUCUGCUGAUAGAAGACCAGCUUCUGCAGCAGAACGACCCGCCAUACGUUCCCACGAGGAAGCCGCCGCCCGGGGAAGGGUGGCUGUUACUCCAGAGCACCGAGCCAGUGGGGGAACCCAUGGCCAGCACCACGCCUGCUGGAAAAGAAGCUGUCGGGCCCACGGCUGCGGCCGUGGAGCCGACCCGGUCCCCUAUCCUCACGGAGCGGGAGCCUACCUCAACGCCAGUCCUCACGACUCCCAGCAGCCACGUUUCAGCGUCUCUGGGGACCACCACGGCUGCCCACGUGUCCACAGUCACUGGGCCAGUGGCCGGGAAUGCCACCCAGGGGGCCCCGGCCCCCACGACACCCACAACGCCGAACACAGCCACCACAACAGUGCCCAGUUCUGGAGCGACCACAGCCAGGUUCCAAGCUCGGAGAGCAGCGGAACCAAGCCCAGCUGCCGCCACUGAAGUGGUGACCAUAGUGGCCCCGGGCCGGCCUGGCCUCACUGCCACCCCCAAGCCCAGCUUCGAUGAGGAGGACAUCCGAAACAGCAUCGGACAGUGCAAGGACACUCUCUCCACCAUCUCUGGCCCCGUGAUCCAGAACACGUACGGACGGAACGAGGGCGCUUGGAUGAAGGACCCUGUGGCCAAGGACGAGCGGAUUUAUGUCACCAACUAUUACUACGGCAACACCCUGGUGGAGUUCCGGAAUCUGGACAGCUUCAAACAAGGCCGCUGGAGCAACUCCUACAAGCUGCCCUACAGCUGGAUGGGGACAGGCCACGUGGUCUUCAACGGCUCCCUCUACUACAACCGGGCUUUCACCCGCAACCUCAUCAAGUACGACCUGAAGCAGCGCUACGUGGCCGCCUGGGCCAUGCUGCACGACGCCACCUAUGAGGAGGAGACGCCGUGGCGGUGGCGUGGCCACUCCGACGUGGAUUUUGCCGUGGAUGAGAACGGGCUGUGGAUCAUCUACCCUGCCCUCAGCUACGACACCUUCAACCAGGAGGUGAUCGUGCUCAGCAAGCUCAACGCCCUCGACCUGAGCACGCGGAAGGAGACCACCUGGCGGACGGGCCUGCGCAGGAAUUUUUACGGCAACUGCUUUGUCAUUUGCGGGGUGCUCUACGCGGUGGACAGCCACAACAAGAAGAACGCCAACAUCUCCUAUGCGUUCGACACCCACACCAACACCCAGAUUGUCCCACGCCUGCUCUUCGAGAACGAGUACUCAUACACCACGCAGGUGGACUACAACCCCAAGGACCGGCUGCUCUACGCUUGGGACAAUGGGCACCAGGUCACGUACGACGUCAUCUUUGCGUACUGAGGAUCCCGUGGGGCGAUUUAAUGGGCCACCGGCACCUUUUCUAUAAAUAUUUUUUAUUGUACAAAUCAGAGUAAAUGGGGUGGGGGGUUAACCUUAAAAACUACAGAACGUGGAUUGUAGAUCAGUCCACCUGCCAAAGUCAACCUUUCUUAUUUUGGGCCUAACUUUGCUUUUGUUUUUUUAUACCAAAUAUGCUGCCACCCGAGAGACCGUGGAAAAUGUUCUUCAUUUAGUGCCUGCCAAGCGCAGACCCUCAGAGGAAGGAAAGCAUCCUUUGCCAUGUUGCUAUUGUAACACAAGACUUAAACGUUGGAAGAGAAAGCCCAAAAAAGUUACCAUUUUUAUAAUAAAAUAUAAAUGUUAAAACUGUA
Molecule: messenger RNA, 2225 nt
Organism: Varanus komodoensis (Komodo dragon)
Lineage: Eukaryota; Metazoa; Chordata; Lepidosauria; Squamata; Varanidae
Gene: OLFML2B
Product: olfactomedin like 2B
Exons: 6
Coding region: 112-1854 (580 amino acids)
Biological process (GO): signal transduction
Source: RefSeq, a predicted model, not a curated record